GAGGAGGCAGCAUGGGAAAACGUGUUCUGCAGUGUGUGUGGGGGGCCUCCGUGGAGGAACUUCCGCAGCAAUUUCAAUGAAUGGACAAGGAGUAUCACGGCUUUCACGAACGCAGUGUGCGAGCGGUUGGGAAUGCCGCUCAUUUCCGCUUCAGCGGCAGUGGCGGAGCACGCGCAGGAGCCAGGAAACGGAGAGCCUCCUCGCAAGAGAUCUCGGCAACGCGACAUCCUCGAGCGCCCAGCCCACCACAACGCCUGCGGCGACUGCGAGGAGCUGGACUGGAGCGGACUGCGAGGGUCAGGGGCGACGCUGCUUGUUCGCCGCUGGCUGCCAGCUUGUGCAGAGAAUUUCAAUGGGUACUGUGCCGUUGGCGCGCGACCCGUCGGCCGAACCGAUCUUCAGUUGCACUUGUUGUCCAUAUUGGAACGCGAUUGGGCGCCCCCUCAUCAGCACCGAGAUUUGGGGGUGGCACAUGUGGCUUGUCAACUACACGAUGGACUUUGA
Prorocentrum cordatum is the source of this 504-nucleotide messenger RNA. NCBI's taxonomy places the organism in Eukaryota, Dinophyceae, Prorocentrales, Prorocentraceae. The record is from the annotation of a GenBank genome assembly.